Molecule: messenger RNA, 12023 nt
Organism: Doryrhamphus excisus (bluestripe pipefish)
Lineage: Eukaryota; Metazoa; Chordata; Actinopteri; Syngnathiformes; Syngnathidae
Gene: raver2
Product: ribonucleoprotein, PTB-binding 2
Cellular component (GO): nucleus
Molecular function (GO): mRNA binding
Source: RefSeq, a predicted model, not a curated record
CUGCUAACUGAAAUUAAGCUACAUCAUAAGCUAGCUAUAAGCUUAAAUUGACAUGUAGAAUACCAUCUUGACUAUAUCAAGGCUGGCGAAAGAGUACUGUAGAUAGCAAUUUUGACAUGUUAUAAAUCAAGUUUCACUAACACACACACACACUCUCUCUCACCCUUACACACACGCACACACACUUCCCACCUGCUCUCUGCCUCUCCCCGCUCACUCUCAUCACAGACAUCCAAAAUGGCGGCAGCCUCAUCCAUCCAGCCGCCGAGCUUCCACUCCUCUCUUGUCCCGGAGAGUCCACUUUCUCCGACGAUGAACAGCCCCGAGAGCCAGCAGCCGGAGGACGAAGAGGCGGCGGCGGCGGCGGCCGCGGCUACAGCGCAGCCCUCGGAGCCAUGGACAAGCCUCCGUGACUUGCCGGAGCUGGAGCCGGAGGAGAUAGAGAAGAGGCUCGCCAAAACUCGCCAAGAACUCAGCAACAGGAGGAAAAUCCUCAUUAAGAACCUCCCGCCCGAUACAACAAACCAGGAGGUCCAUGAAAUCCUAAAAGAGUAUGAACUAAAAUACUGCUUUGUUGAUCGCAAUAAAGGCACAGCCUUUGUGACUUUGCUGAACGGGGACCAGGCUCAGGAUGCCAUCCGCUCCCUCCACCACAGCACUGUCCGGGGACGCCUGAUCAGUGUCACCCUGCAGCCAACAGACUCCCUGCUUUGCCUCACCAACCUGCCCCACACCUUCACUUCCCAGCAGUUUGAGGAGCUGGUACGUGCCUAUGGAAACAUCGAGCGCUCCUUUCUGGUGUAUAGCGACCUGACUGGCCACUCCAAAGGCUAUGGAUUUGUUGAGUACAUGAAGAAGGACUCUGCUUCGCGGGCCCGUUCUGAGUUGCUGGGACGACCACUGGGGGAUCGCUCAUUGAUGGUGCAAUGGAUGGAUGUCAACCAACUGAGCCAGGAAGAGAACCUGCAUUCCAAGUGCGUGUGUGUGGACCGUUUGCCUUUGGACCUCUGUGAUUCUGAAGAAAUGACCCAAAUCUUCUCAGAAACCUACAAACCUGUAUUCUGUCAGCUUGCUCAAGAUGAGGGCAGCCCGGUGCGAGGCUUUGGUGUGGUGGAGUACGAGAGUGCAGAGCAAGCAGAGUCGGUGAUGAUAGAGAUGGACAGAAAACUGGUGGGAGGACAGGAGGUCCGUCUUUCACUCUGUACCCCUGGCACCUCAGGGAGAAGCACCCUGGCCGCACUUAUCGCCGCGCAGGGUAUGAUUCUAAGUAACAGGAAGGGGCUGCUACCGGAGCCGAACCUAGCUCAGCUGUUGACCAGUAUGACAAAUCCUGCCGCUUUGCAAAUCCUCAUGAGACCUUAUCACACUGGGAAAAGAGGAGGGAAGUACGGUCGUCACGCCCAUCUGCCAUUCCUGAGACCUCCACUGACCACAGCUCUUCUUACGCUUGGAAAAGCGCAUCAGAGGGCCAUGCUUGGCAAUGGACUCGUUCUUCAGAACCUCUUGCACAUGCAGCUGGCUCAGCAGCAGCUAUUACACAUCAAGGACAAGUGCAUCAGCAGCGCCUCCAGCCUUCUGGGAGAUCCAUCAAGGUUGCUGAUACAGAAAGCAUUACCUCUGCGGCCUCCAGGCCUGGUAACACUUGGCAAAGGCCUCCUGGGAGACUCUCCCUCAGAAUUAGGCCAGGAGCCUAUGCCGGCAUCAACCCACAAUGCCGCAGUGGUGGUGUCAGCAGCAGGUGUGAUGUCCUAUCUCCAACCUCGAGCUGACGGAGGAAAACCAAAUGCCAUCCAAUCUAUCUGCACAACUUCAGCUUCCUCUUCGUCCUCCGCCACCUCUUCUUCCUCCUCCACCAGCUCUGGUGAUAGACAGCCCGUCCCUGCAGGGAGUGUACUUCAGGGACAGCACUACUCUUUGGGAUUCAGUAACUCAGGCUUGGGUACAGCUCCACCUAAACCCCCAGGAGGAGUUUAUCCAUCCAUGGGGCAUCACAGCGGUACAGAUGGCUCCACACAAGCCAGCCUGGUAAGCAAUGGUCAGAGUUCUCUGCUCGGAGACCCGCCUAAAGAUGUCAGACUGCCCUCUAAUCCUUACCUUAAUCUGGCCAGCGUAAUGCCAGGGAUGGUUCUGCAAGGGUCUCUGGGCAGUAAACCCCAGGGAGGGCAGCCCGGCUCGGCUAUGUACAGCAACACAUCGGCCCCCAUUGUCUCCCAGGGUAGUGGCUCCUUCUCCCACAGUGCAGCCGCUCCCACAACAACCCCAUACAGCACUGAUGCUUCCACUGACUACAGCCAGUACAACCAGGCAUACACACAGGAAGCCAUGCAGCAGUGGUACCAGCACUACCAAACAGCACAAGGAUACAGCUCUGCAACACCGCAGGAAAGCACAGCCACUGAUUACAACAAGGACCACACACAGGUUCCACCGGUUUCCAACUAUGGUGAUUACAAUUCCUAUAUGCAGACAGUCACUCAGUACUACUCUCAGUCCACAGCGGCGCAGGCCUAUGCCAACAAGUCUCUAGGCGUCUCCCUGCAUGCUGUCAACAAUGGCGUGGCUCCUCCCCCGGCUGUCCUACCGCCUGCCGCCGUGCUGCCAGCCUAUGGCACCCUGCCUCUAAUGCCCGGCUUCAUUGGUGCGCCACACCCAGCGGCGGCCACGUCAAGUCCCGUCACGCACCCACACGCUUCCGCCACAGAUUGGAACACCUACUAUUAUAAUCAGACCCGGGGCCAUAAGAGGGAGUACCCCCAGUUGGCAGUGCAGGACGUGACAUCAUCAGAUGGUGGCUACAUUGGGCAGCACUCCCAAGGCCUUGGGGGGCAGUAUGCUGACUAUUUCAAGAGAAAGAGGCUCUAGGAUGAAGCAAACCCUCUCAGACUCUCACUCGGGGGUCUGUGGUCACAGCUCCCUCUAGUGGCUUUUUUGUGGCUGUACCAAUCUUUUAGGCGCAAUAGAUGGCUCAUGUAGGAGCACACCACAAUACUUCUAUUUAAUAUUUGCUUUUGUCGCGUUCAAGCCUUAACACCUAACUAAAUUGUUGAGGGGUUUUUUUUGUGGGGGGGUCAGAUUGUCAACUAUACUAGUAUUACCUUGUGCAAGUCUGACAUAAUGCAGGGGUGUCCAAAGUGUGGCCCAUGGUUAAACAAGAAAACAGCAGCAAAAACUAAAAAUAUAAAAGCAGUCAUUUUGCAAGAAUAAAGUUACAAUAUUAGGAAAAAAAAAAUAGUCAUCUUACGGGAAAAGAAGUGAGAAUAAAGUCGGAAUAUUCUGAGGAAAAUGUUUCCAAUGCAUAAAAUUAAAAAAAUAUAUUUUGUCACAUUUUAAAAUUAAUAAGAAACGAAAAAAGCAAGAAUGAAGUUGCAAAUUUUGGAAAAUUUGGUUGUGGGUAAAUUUAUGAUAUUGCGAGAAUUAAGUCAUAAUAUUGCGAGAAAAAUGUGUUCUCUUAAAGGGAAUAAAUUGUCAUUUUAUGAACAUAAAGUCAGAAAAUAUGUCAUUUUUAGAGGCUAUAUACAGUAGUAAUAGAGACAUAUUGAAGAUUAUUAUGAGAAACAAAACAAAUCAUGAAGUUGUAAAUAUUCUGAGGAAAUUUUUUCCAAAGCAUAAAAUUAAAAAAAAAAAUUCUCACAUUUUAAAAUUAAUAAGAAACAAAAAAAGCAAGAAUGAAGUUGCAAAUUUUGGAAAAUUAGGUUGGGUAAAUUUAUGAUAUUACGAGAAUUAAGUCAUAAUAUUGCGAGAAAAGCGUGUUCUCUUAAAGGGAAUAAAUUGUCAUUUUAUGAACAUAAAGUCAGAAAAUAUGUCAUUUUUAGAGGCUAUAUACAGUAGUAAUAGGGACAUAUUUAAGAUUAUUAUGAGAAACAAAACAAAUCAUGAAGUUUUAAAUAUUCUGAGGAAUUUUUUUCCAAAGCAUAAAAUUGAAAAAAAAUAUUUUCUCACAUUUUAAAAUUAAUAAGAAACAAAAAAGCAAGAAUGAAGUUGCAAAUUUUGGAAAAUUUGGUUGUGGUUAAAUUUAUGAUAUUACGAGAAUUAAGUCAUAAUAUUGCGAGAAAAUGUGUUCUCUUAAAGGGAAUAAAUUGUCAUUUUAUGAACAUAAAGUCAGAAAAUAUGUAAUUUUUAGAGGCUAUAUACAGUAGUAAUAGAGACAUAUUGAAGAUUAUUAUGAGAAACAAAACAAAUAAUGAAGUUUUAAAUGUUGGAAAAAAGUUAUAAUAUUAUGAGAAUGAAGUCGAAAUAUUAUGGGAAUAAAUUAUUGAGAGGGGAAACCACAAAAAUGGAAAAGCCCAGGCAAAAAAAGGAGAAAAAUAUUGUAAUACGCUUUUUCACCUACAGUAUAUUACUAAGCUGAAAUGCAGGCUGUUUUUUUGUAAAAUAUAUAUAACAUCUUAUUAUACCUACAUGGAUUGGUACACCGAAUAUGAAAUAUCAUCUAUGAUUUUCUGCUAGAAAGGUUUGGAUAUCCUGUAGAAAAAACAAUAUUUAUGUACGUACUUAUACACUGUCGUCCGACUUGAACCUUGAACCUUAUAGUCCAACCUGUCAUUCCCUUACGUCCUCUUAUAUAAAUAGACAAUUUGAAUGUGCGUGUUAAUGAGUGUGCCUAUGCUGUAUCUGUAGGAAGUGUCAGCCAUUUUUUUAUCCCAACACUGGGAGGACAUCAGGAAACAGGGCAUGGACCAAUAAGAGCCCUGAGUUGCGUUGGCUUACAAGAGCUUCUCACCGUGAAUGAAAGCGUGUAGUCAGUAAGUAUACUGUACUUGUGUAUAUAUACUACAGUGUCAUACACCACCUACCAAGCCAUGUGUAACAGACACUAUAUACUGUAUGUAUUUAUAUCUAUAAAGGAUGUCGCUCAGCUUGUAUAACACACCAAUGAAAAUGUUUGCUUUUGUUGUAUGUUGUAUAUUUGUAAGCUAACGUUAGCGUAGUCCCUACAAAGUGACUCCCACAGCCUUUAGUCAUCUUCAGAUCACCCUAUAGAGUUUCUAUUGGAUUUAGGUCUGGGUUCUUCCAAUCCUUGUUUAUUUAAAUGUAUGCUACGGGCUAUUCUUUUGAAAAAAUGGGCCAAUUCUACUCAUCUGCAGCAGACAGAGCUUAUUGAAAUGUACAAUAGUCGAAAUAUUUUGACAUCAGUGUUUCCCACAGGACUGUAAUCUAUUUGUGGUGUAGCCACGGAAUUCGCACAAUUGGCAAUGACGUAUAAAUCAUAAGACUAGAGUAGAAGAGCAGUGAUUCUCAAUUGGUGGGUCUUUGCCUGGGCAAAAUAAUAAUAAUAAUAAACAACAAACAAUAAUAAUAAUGAUAAUAGGGCUGCAUGGUGGUCGAGUGGUUAGCGCGCAGACCUCACAGCUAGGAGACCAGGGUUCAAUUCCUCAAUUCCACCCUCGGCCAUCUCUGUGUAUAGUUUGCAUGUUAUUCUUGUGCAUGCGUGGGUUUUCUCCAGGGUGUACCCCGCCUCUCGCCCGAAGACAGCUGGGAUAGGCUCCAGCAACCCCCACGACCCUUGUGAGGAAAUGUGGUAGAAAAUGAAUAAUAAUAAUAAUAAUGUACUGAUCUGAUGUCCUUGUCAAGCUUGAGUUGGGGGUGAAUGACAUCAAAUGGGGAUGUCCAACCUACACCCAGCUGCAGAUAUCUGCUGGAGAAGAGCACGUCGUAAAUAGAGAGGCAUUAUCUUCCGUUGUGUUGCAGUCUAUUUAAAUCGGGGGUGUCCAAAGUUUUUCCCACUGAGGCCUGCAUAUUCAAAACCCAAAGGAUGCGGGGCCACUUUUACAUGUUUUGAAAACCAAUCCAUUUCCUGUCGAUAUGCAAAGACGUUUUUCAUAUUUAAAGAAACAACAGCCAGCAUCUCAGAUUUGUUAUUUGUGUCAGAGCAUAUUAUUAGUCAAAAAUGUGCACUUUUUUGCUGUUUUUCUCAUACCUUUUUUCAUGCAAUAUUACAUAUUUAUUCUCAUAUUUGGACUUUAUUAACUGAAAUUUCCUAAAAUUGCAAUUUUAUGUUUUUUUCUUUUUUUAUAAAAUGUAUAAAUUUUUCUAAUAUUACUUGCUUAAUAGUUAAAAUUACUGCAAUUUUUCCCCCAUUUUGUUGUUUUUUUUAAUGUUCUUGUUCAUUGGUAUUUUUAGACUGUACCUAGGUCAGUUUACAAAAAUGGUGCUUUGGACAGCCCUGCUUUAAAAAUAAGAUAUCUGGUAGACCGCUUCCCAUUAAGGGGGAUCCUGCAGCCAAACCAGUUGAGAACCGCUAAUGUAGCAAGUCUUAAUACUUGCUAAAGUUGGCAACACUGAUCCCCUUCUACUUUGUCUUCUUAUCCUUUUGUACACCAUGUGCGUUAGAUUUGGUUUAUGAUCUCGGGCGAACAUGUAUUUGUGGCAGUCCUAAUGUAUUUGUGGCGGGCCACCGCCAAUGGGAAACACUGGUAUUGAAAACAAAGGAUGUGAAUACAAACCAAUACUAGCACUAUCUAGGGUAUUGUUUUGAAAGCUGACUUCUAUUUUUGUCCAACUACAGUAGGAACCCUGCAGGAAGUCAUAGGUCAAAGGUCAUAUCAAUAUUGUUUUUUUUUCCAUCUUGUCUUGCAGGGACUAUACAUUUACUUUAGAAGUUUGUAUUUGCCGCUUAUGCUGGAGUGUUUUUUUCUUUGGUAGGUGUUUUUUGGAGCUUGACUUGCUCUUUAUGAAGUCAUUGUACUCUAACCACUUUGUACAUACAGUACUCUGUAGUACUCUGUAGUACUCUGGUUCUUCCAUACUGCUAUUUAACAAGCUGAGGUUUAUUGGUGGGCAACACAUGCUGUGUUUGUGUGUAGUUGUGUGUGUGUGCAGUGACAUGUGUACCUAUGAGUGUUACGUACAUACAUGUACACGUGUUACAUACAUGACUGUUUUACGUGGUACUUCACAACGCUGAGUUGAUGUUGCUGCAAUAAGAGAAGGGCGAGUGUGUUUUUUUUUUUUUUGGACCAGCCCACUGGAGUCAAUGCUCAUCACAACUUUUCUGCACCUUAGAAUCGUCUUUUUUAGGCAAAAAUGUACUUCCUUCUUUUACAAAAGCAAAUAAGACUUUAUGAGAAAAACAUGUUUUUACUUUUCUUACUACUUUAGUCCACAUAACUUUUAUUGUGCUGGCUGUGAGCUAAUAACACUGGUGUCAUGUCCGACUGUAAUUAUUCAAUGAACGAGGGCUUGCUACUUUAGUAUUACUUGCUUGCUACGUCCACCCUGGCAAUAACCAAGACUGCUGUACGAUGGUGAAUGUAUCAUAUUCAUUCUUUUAUCGUUGAAAUCAAUGGUUCUCAACAUGUCAAGUUCCCCCUGUGGAAUAUUUUGUUCAGAAUAUCUGAUUUUAUUGUCUAAAACUGUGUAAACAUCUGUAAACUAAUUCUGAGAUUUUGAGAAUAAAGUAGAAAAUUUAUGAGGAAAAAUUUUGUAAAUUUACAAGUCAUAAAGUCAUCAAAAAAGUCAUACAUGAUAAGAAAAAGUCGUAUAUUUACGAGAAAAUAAGUUGUAAUUCUCUGUGAAAAGGGCGUUCAUUUACAAGUAUAAAGUCGUACAUUUACGAGAAUAAAAUCGUAAUUUUUACAAGAAAGAAGUUGACAAGAAAAAAAUAUAAAGUCGUAAAAAAAAGGCAUACAUUUAUGAGAAAAAGUUGUACGUUUACAAAAAUAAAGUUUUAAAAAAAGACGAAAUAUUUCAAGAAUGAAGCUGUAAAUGUAUAAAGUCGAAACAUUCCGAGAAUACAUUUGCGGGAAAAUAGUUGUAAAUGUAUGUGAAAAUAUUAGCAAAUUUACAAGGAAAAAAUUGAACAUUUAUGACAAUAAAGUCGUACAUUUGCAAGAAGUUGUACAUUUACGGCAUUUAAGUAAUUUGUUUACACGAAAAAAAACUGUACAUUUACGAGAAUAAAGUUUAAACAUUCUGUUAAUGAAGAAAUACAUUUUCUCGAAAAAGUUGUACAUUUAUGAGAAAAUAGUUGAAAUUUGACAAGGAAAAAAGUCUAACAUUUAUGACUAAGGUUGUAAAUUUACGAGAUUUUUUUUUAUUUCAAUAGAAAACAGUUGUAAAUUUACAGGGAAAAAUACAGUCUUAAUUUUCUGAGAAAAGGGCUUGAAAUAUGUGAAAAAAAUAUAUAUGUUUACAAGAAAAAAAAAGUUGUAAUAUAAUGAGAAAGUCACAAAUUCAUGAGAAAAAUGUUGUACAUUUACGAAAAAAGUCUUAAAUUUACAAUAAAAAGUGAGAAAAAAAGUUUAAAAUUUUUACAGUAGGAAAAAAAGUAAAAAGUAAAAUAAAGUUGUAAUUAAAUUACAAAAAAAUAGUAGUAUUUUAAGGAAAAAGUAAUACGUUUACGAGAAAAAAGUAAAAAAAGAUUAAAAUGGUGUACAUAUUUGAGAAUUUUGUCAUGAAUUUACAACUUUUUUCUCUUGGUACUUCUUUUUGUACAUUUUUGAGAAGAAAGUUGUAAAUUUACAAGAUUUAUUCCAGAAAGUUUGCGACUUUAUUUUCAGAAAUUUAUGACUUUUAUUCUUGUGAGUUUACGAUUUUUAUUCUCCAAAAUGUCUGACUUUAUUCUAGUAAAUUUACAACUUUAUUCUCAUAAAUUAAUGACUUUUACUCUCAUAAACGUAUGACUUUUUUUUCUCAUGGAUGCACAACUUUAUUCUCAAAAUCUCUUUUUUUGUGUGUUUUUCACGAUGGCACUUAUACUCCGUCAUAUUAGUGGUCUUGAAGUAAAAAAUACAUAUACAAUUAUUUAAUAAUAAUGCUCUGUGGAUAAAAUGAUUUAUACAUUUGCUUUUCUGUAUUAUUGUCAUUUUUGUCAUUGUUUCUAUUUUUACAAGGGGGUAAACUUACUACCAAAUCAGCAGGGGACCAAAUAUUUUUCCCCACUGUAUAUAUUUGAAUAUCUCAAGUACCCCCUGGAGUGCCUUCAAGUACCCACAGGGGUACUAGUACCCGCCCGCCCCACUAUUUGAGAACCAGUGAUUUCAAGCACAGCUUUGUAACACAGUACUCCUUCCGAGGAGAAUUAGGACCAAGCUGAAAAGAAGUAUACGGUACUCAUUUGAAUAUUACAAGAAUGAAGUCAUCAUUUGCAUUUCAUGACUCAUCAAAAAGUGCUGUUUAGUAUUUUCUUGUAAGAUUCCUUUAGUAAUAUACGACCUAAAAGCUCAUAACUACAACUCUAUUUGUAUAUUAAUAUGACUUUAUUCUUUGAGUUGUACAGUAAUCCCUCGUUUAUCACGGUGAAUUGGCUCCAAAUACCAUGAAAAGUGAAUUCCUAAAAUAUGAAUGGAAUAUAGAAAAGCCUGUUUAGGACCAAUAUUAUUACCAAUAUAGUAGACAUAAUCCAAGAAUAUAAGCCAUUUAAGACGUAAAUAAGACCGUGUUGCUAUAAAUGUGUUCCAGAUGUGAGGAGGACAGGAAGUGAGUUUUAGCUUUUUAUUAUUAUUAUUAUUAUUAUUGUGCCUGAUAUGAGAUCAUUCAAAGCUGCAAUAAAAAGUCACAAUAAAGUAACAUUACUGCCACCUAGUGACCAGUGUAUAAUACUACACAACAACGCGUAUUUGAAUGUGUCUUUUGAAUGCCUUGCAUUUGUAUUUUAGUUCAUUUAACCAUUUUGAUGCUUCAAAGUGCUUCAAUAAGCAAGAAAAUAAGCAAACAUUUGUGUCAAUAUGAUAAUAAUAGCCAAAACGUGAUAGCGUUGUACGUUUAUGAAAAUAAAGUUUUAAACAAAGACAAAAUAUUUCAAGAAUUAAGUUGUAAAUGUAUAAAGUUGAAACAUUCCGAGAAUACAUUUAUGGGAAAAUAGUUGUAAAUGUAUGUGAAAAUAUUUGCAAAUUUACGAGGAAAAAAUUGAACAUUUAUGCCAAAAAAAGUAAUUUGUUUACACGAAAAAAAACUGUAAAUUUACGAGAAUAAUGUUUAAACAUUCUGUUAAUGAAGAAAUACAUUUUCUCGAAAAAGUUGUACAUGUAUGAUAAAAUAAUUGAAAUUUGACAAGGAAAAAAGUCCAACAUUUACUACAAUAAGGUUGUAAAUUUACGAGAAUUUUUUUAAAUAUUUCAAUAGAAAAUAGUUGUAAAUUUACAGGGAAAAUAUAUGAGAUAAUUCAAAGCUGCAAUAAAAAGUCACAAUAAAGUAACAUUACUGCCACCUAGUGACCAGUGUAGAAUACUACACAACAACGCGUAUUUGAAUGUGUCUUUUGAAUGCCUUGUAUUUGUAUUUUAGUUCAUUUAACCAUUUUGAUGCUUCAAAGUGCUUCAAUAAGCAAGAAAAUAAGCAAACAAUAAUAUAAUAAUAAUAUAAUAAUAAUAAUAGCCAAAACGUGAUAGCAUGAAGCUUUGAAAUUUCAACCGCGAUGUAGCGAGGGACGACUGUAUUUCUUUUUUUUCUUUCCAGUGUGGCCCUAAAACUGGUUUCUAUACUUUUAUGAAGUUAUUGUUGUGCUCAACAAAUUGACCGAGUUUCCCUCACUGUGAAAAGCAAUAGCAGAUGAGAUGGUUUGCAAAUCCUGGUGUGAGUUUUUUUUUGGGGUCCAUGAUGUGUUCCUACAUUGAUCCACCAUUCUCUUCAUUUACUCGGGAUAAUAAUUAUGGAUAACAAUCAUAGAAACACGGUCCACAUUUCAUUUUUAAAGCUGACUUCUGUGUCCGUUUUGGCUUUUUUGCUUGUUUACGUCUUUUGUAUGGCUAUGUUGUUAUUAUAUAUAGUAUAAUAUAAUAAUUUAUUAUAAUGUACGGUAGACCCAAAUGACAAACAUUCAAUGUUUCACGAGAUCGGUGUUAUGGCCGAACACACAAAACACCCCAUUUUGUUGAAGGGGGCGCAUUGUUGGCAAAUGCGACAAAUGUGAGACAUAAAAGAAUCAAGUCAUUACUAAUAAUAUAUUUUUUACGCUAAAAAAUAUCUUAAUAAAAAUAUCUGUGUGAUCAUUCAUAAAAUGUGUAAUUCAAAACUUCAUGUUCAAAUUUCCAAACAUUAUUAUUUUUUUAUUAUUAUAUUAUUUUUUUUUUAUUUUAUAUUUUAUUAUUAUUUUUAUUAUUUUUUUUAUUUCUAAUAUUUUUAUAAUAUUUUUUAUUAUUUAUUAUUAAAUAUUAUUAUAUUUAUUAUAUUUAUUAUUAUUAUUAUUAUUAUUAUUAUUAUUAUUAUUAUUAUUAUUAUUAUUAUUAUUAUUAUUAUUAUUAUUAUUAUUAUUAUUAUUAUUAUUAUUAUUUACCUUCAUAGCUUAAGUCCCAUUAAAUCAAAUAUCAGCCACAUCAGCUAGCCUUGAUGGAUUGAUGACAAGCUUUUUGUCCUUUAGUGCGACACAUCAUAACUACUCAAUGGCCGACCAUCCUCAUACAUAUAUGGCAUGAGAACUGCUGACUCAGCAGACGAGAAAGUGCCUGUCUGAUUCCUGGUCUGGUGCCACAGUGGGAGUCAUGCGUGAGUUAUCGUGUUACCCCUGCAGCUUUGUCAGCCAUUUCUUUCGUUUGCAGCCAUUCCUCCCGUGUUGCCUGUGGAUCGUGUGACCCCAAAUGAACACACUUAAAGUGACCCCCAAAACCAAAUCUCAUUAUAAUGCCACUAGAUUUGUAACAUUGAUAUUAAAUAGUUUCCUUCAUCUGCUGUUACUUUGUGGGUGAUUUUUUGUGUGUGUGUGAGUGUGUUACACAAUACAUGAAAUGUGCUUUGCCAUAUCCUAAAUAUAUUCCACUUGCUGGAGCACAAUGAUAUCCAUCAUUAAAUAAGGAAUCGAAUGUCUGUGCUUUACGCCUGCAAAUGGAUGGCUUUGUUUUUCUUUUGAUGUGCUAGAUACUGUAGAUUUUUACUAUAUUUUGUACAGCAUCACGUUGGCAUAGUUUUACUGUGAAUAAAAGUAUUUCUAGAGCAAUGUAGGCAUGCCUUUUGGAUUGACAGAAGGAAGACGACGACAACAAUGAUUUGGGUUUUAUUUAUUUUUCCAUUGUAUAACUAUGGAUACAUUUAUCUGUUUUUUUUUUUUUAAGUUGAAGGAAUUGUCUUUUACAUUCCUAAUUAAAAUGUAG